Amaranthus tricolor (Joseph's coat) is the source of this 1134-nucleotide messenger RNA. RefSeq lists its product as uncharacterized. Gene Ontology annotation, molecular function: electron transfer activity; heme binding. The transcript has a single exon. NCBI's taxonomy places the organism in Eukaryota, Viridiplantae, Streptophyta, Magnoliopsida, Caryophyllales, Amaranthaceae. The coding region runs from base 106 to 864 and encodes 252 amino acids. The record is from RefSeq and is a predicted model, not a curated record.
UUCCAUAGCCUUUCCAUUAUUAUUUCUCUUGAAAUAUUUAAUUUCCAAUCAAUCUAUUUUCUUUUUCUUCCCCAUAAUAUUGUAUUUUCCCAUCCACUCAAAAAAAUGGGAGAUAUUAGAAUAUCAUCCAAGUUCAAUCCAAACAUAUCAUGCUUCAAAGGAGUUUCAUUACUACUAUUAUGUGCAAAUCCAAGAAUCAAGCUUAUAUCACAUGAAGGAACCACCAAAAUCCUAAAAGGGCGUACAAGAAUUAAAGCAGGAGAAAUCAUGUUUAAAUUUCCUGAUUGUGUAGUUUGCCAUGCAGAUUCUUUCUUCCUAGGUCGGCCGAUUCCAGUCCUGGCCAUCCACGACUAUCUCGUGGCUGGCCGAACUUAUUUCGUCCUCCCUUUAGACCGAAUUCCGCAAGGCAGCGGGACACUGUCCGCCGCCUCACUACAAUCUCUCUCCUCUCCUUCUCCUAUUAAUAAUAAUAUAAGUUGCCCUAGUUUUAUUCUUAGUAAUAAUAAUAGUAAUAAUUAUUGUAAGUUAUUUAGCGGGGGUAAUAAUGAAAGUGGAAAUCAAUCCCCUUUUGAGUAUAUAAAGGAUAAAGAAGGAAGAGUACUUAUGAUUAAGGUUGUACCUGAUUUUAUUACUAAGAUUAUUACUCCUAAUAAUAAUGAUAAUAAUAGUCCUAAUUAUAAUAGUUUAUGUACAACCCCAGAAUUAAAGAAGGAAUAUGAACAGCUUGUUAGGGCUAAAGAUCAAACAUGGUCUCCAAACCUUGAGACUAUUUCUGAGGUUAAGAUUAGAUCUUCUCCUACUUCUAAGUUAUUAAGGUUGAAAUGGAUUCAAACAAAGCAAAAACAAGUUUAUUUUGAUAAUUAAUUAAUUAGUGAUGAGUGAUUAGUAAUUAGUGAUUAGUGAUUAGUGUUUAAUUGUAAUUUGUUUUUGGUAGAAUAUAUUUGGUGUGUGGGACUAGAGUUUGAAUUAUGUGUUUUUUGAAAGUUAGAAUAAUUUAUAUGGUUGAUGUAAUGGUGUACAUAUACAUAUAUUAAUUCCUCUAUGUAGAUAGGUUUUCAUAUUUAUUAAGUUAGGUAAAUUGUAAACACAAUACAACUAUAUAUUGGUGGGUAUUUAAUUAAUCAACUUUUUUGG